Molecule: messenger RNA, 1818 nt
Organism: Arachis stenosperma
Lineage: Eukaryota; Viridiplantae; Streptophyta; Magnoliopsida; Fabales; Fabaceae
Product: probable amino acid permease 7
Exons: 6
Coding region: 138-1523 (461 amino acids)
Cellular component (GO): plasma membrane
Source: RefSeq, a predicted model, not a curated record
UAAAUUUUGGAGUUGGGCUAUUGCACGUUUCUGUAACCCAUUGGAGUCUGUGCUUCCAAUCCCCAAAUUCCACGAACGCCACAAAGCCAUCGCAGCGAUUCUGAAUGAAUCAGUUGUAACUAACAACAUCAAACGCCAUGGCAGAUGACUGUGCAUCAAACGACAGCACACCACUGCUGCAAACCCAGUAUGCGGAAUCGGAGCCGAAAAGAACAGGGACGGUGUGGACAGCAGUGGCGCACAUAGUGACAGGUGUCAUAGGCUCAGGAGUGCUCUCACUCGCAUGGAGCAUAGCCCAGCUUGGAUGGAUCGGAGGCCCUCUCGCAAUGCUUCUCUUCGCUUCCAUCACUCUUCUUUCCUCUUUUCUUCUCAGCAACACUUAUCGCUCCCCGGACCCUGAAUAUGGACCCAAACGGAGUUCUUCUUAUCUUGACGCCGUUAAUAUUCAUCAGGGAGUUGGAACUGGAAGGCUCUGUGGUGUUUUCGUGAAUGUGAGCUUAUAUGGUUUUGGAAUUGCCUACAUUAUUACUUCAGCUAUCAGCAUGAGAGCAAUCCAAGAAUCAAACUGUCACAUUAAGAACGGGAAUGGUGCAUGUGAGUUUGGGGAUUCAUACUACAUGCUUAUAUUUGGAGUUAUCCAGAUUCUUCUUUCACAGAUACCAAACUUCCAUAACAUUCAGUGGCUUUCGGUUGUCGCGGCGGUUAUGUCCUUCGCUUAUGCCUUCAUAGGAAUGGGGUUCGCCAUCAAGCAAACCGUAGAAAAAGGAUAUGCUGAGGGUACCAUUGAAGGAAUUCCUACUUCUACUGAUGUUCAAAAGAUGUGGCUGGUUGCUCAAGCUCUUGGUGACAUAGCAUUCUCCUAUCCAUUCUCAGUAAUUCUUAUAGAAGUACAGGAUACCUUGAAGUCACCUCCUCCUGAAAACGUAACCAUGAGGAGGGCCUCGCUAAUAGCAGUCAUUAUCACGACGUUUUUCUACCUCUGUUGUGGCUGUGCUGGAUAUGCAGCUUUCGGCAAUGACACACCGGGAAACCUUUUAACAGGGUUUGAAUUUGCAAGGCCUCACUGGCUAGUAGACUUUGCCAAUGCUUGUAUAGUUGUUCAUCUUGUUGGUGCAUAUCAGGUGUAUAGCCAGCCACUCUUCGCCAAUGUUGAGAAUUGGCUUCGGUUCAAAUUCCCGGACAGUGAUUUUGUGAAUCAAACAUAUAACUUGAAACUUCCUUUUCUGCCAGCUUUUCCGUUAAACUUCCUUCGGCUUACUUUCCGAACUGCUUAUGUUGUGUCCACAACCAUCAUUGGGAUGCUCUUUCCCUAUUUCAAUCAGAUCUUGGGGGUUCUUGGUGGCAUAAUCUUUUGGCCAUUAACAAUAUAUUUUCCGGUGGAAAUGUACUUGAGUCAGGGCAACAUUCAACCAUGGACGACGAAGUGGGUCUUGCUUAGAACUUUUAGCAUUGUUUGUUUUGUGGUGGGAAUGUUUACUCUUGUUGGAUCCAUUGAAGGAAUAAUAAGUGCAAAAUUAAGCUGAGAGAAUCUUUCCCCAAAAUUGGAAAUCUUGAAUUAUAUUAUGGAAAUGUCCUCUUUUUUCCCCUUAGUUUUUAUAUUAAAAAAACAAGUCAUUAGACAUAGGACUAGAAAGCAUAAAGCAUUAUGCUUAGAGAGAGUAUUGAAUUGAAGGUUUUGAUGCUUUUGUCUCAUUAAUAUGUAUGAUUGAGCUGCUGGAACUUAAAAUUACAUUGUUUUUUUUAGAUUGGUCUUCGGAAACUAGUUAGUUUCAUCUGUAAUACUGAAAGAUAGAUAUAAGAUGCAUUUUUUUUAUGUGA